AUGUCUCUGCACUAUCUUCCUCCCGUUAAACCUUCGGCCAUUGCCCUGGGCACUUUCUUCAACCACGGCGUUGAGCUGGCCGUCCUUGGGCCCGUCUUUGGCCAGACGUAUCAGCGUGCCAAGGCUGCCAACACCAAGGAGGAGUUUGUCAGGUCCAAGGAGGCGAGCGGUGCCGCCAUCGCCUGGGGCACUUCUUUUGUCGGGUCCGCCCUGCAGAGCUACGGAGUUGGGGCCUUGAUCAACGCCACGGGCACGCUGACCUACAGGGGCGCUGCUUACCUCGGGGGGUUGAUCUUUGCUGCCACCGCUGCUCCCAGCUUCCUCGGUCAAAUCUUCACGGAGAAACGCCCCAUCGACACCGUUGGAGUCAGUGUCGCUGCCAAGCUUGUCGAAACCGUUGGACUGUCGCUGUUCCUAACUUGGUGGGGAACCCGCACUAAUCCCUUUGAAUAG
Ustilaginoidea virens is the source of this 453-nucleotide messenger RNA. RefSeq lists its product as uncharacterized. The transcript is spliced from 3 exons. NCBI's taxonomy places the organism in Eukaryota, Fungi, Ascomycota, Sordariomycetes, Hypocreales, Clavicipitaceae. The record is from RefSeq and is a predicted model, not a curated record. Bases 1 to 453 code for a protein of 150 amino acids.